Messenger RNA from Trichomonas vaginalis G3, 1482 nucleotides. Its product is annotated as multidrug resistance protein YPNP-related family. Lineage: Eukaryota; Parabasalia; Trichomonadida; Trichomonadidae. The record is from RefSeq and is a predicted model, not a curated record. Gene Ontology annotation, molecular function: antiporter activity; xenobiotic transmembrane transporter activity. The coding region runs from base 1 to 1482 and encodes 493 amino acids. The transcript has a single exon. Gene Ontology annotation, cellular component: membrane. Gene Ontology annotation, biological process: transmembrane transport.
AUGCAAAAACCACUAUCAGAAGAACAAUUGCGUUACGAAAAGCAUGGGCCACUACGUACUCUCUUACAACUUAGUGUGGGGCCUUUAAUUUAUUUUUUAGGUAUAGCCAUCCAUGAUGCUAUUGAUUUACUUUUAAUUUCAAAAGCUUAUGAUGAAAGAGAGGUUCAAAUUGUCGGUUUUGCUUCCACAGUCAGAUAUUUAUGUAUGGCGGCAAAUAUUUAUUUUAGUAUUGCAUGCGUAGCACGCAACAGUGGACUUAUUGCAGAAAACAGAUAUGAAGCUGCUGCCCAAGUUACUGCAGAUCUUUAUCGAUUAGCAUUUGUUUCAAUGUUAGUAAUCCCAAUAAUAUGCUAUUUUAUUGCAAAGCCUUUACUUAAAUAUAUUGGAUGUCCAGAUGACUCAAUUCCAGAUGCACAAAAAUAUUUAAUCCCAGAAUUAGCUUUUAUGCCACUAAUUUCGACAUUUCAAAUGUCAUGUGGACUUUUACAAUCAGAGGGCAGAUCAGUACUUGCUGGAAUUAUGCAAUUUACAGCAUUUUUCCUCAAUUGCGGAUUUUUCGGUCCAAUUUUGCUCUUUGGAGUAAAAGUCGCUUUCAAAUAUGCAGGAUUUGCAUUCGCAUUAUCUCAAUCCGUGCCUGGACUUGUACUUACGUUUCUAAUUUUUACACAAAAAUUCAAAUCGAUUACAUCUUGGAAAAAUCUCAUUAAAAAGCCGAUUUACGAAACCUAUGUUGGGUUGAAAAUUGCAUCUCCAUACAUAUUAAAUGUUAUUAUGGGACUUUUCCCUCCUUUAGUCGCAAUUAACUUUCUCGUUACAGCGGCCUUUGCAACAGGUGUUGGAAUACCAUGUGGAAGAGCAUUAUCUGUUUUCUUCAAACUACAGCCAAUUGCAAAUUGCUUUUCAAUUGCAUUUGGUCAAGGUUUAUUAGGUCCUGGAUCGUAUUCUUUCAGCCAAAAGAACAAUAAGCGAGUAAGAUCUCUUUUUUAUUAUGCACUUACUAUCACAUUAGUUCUUCAAUUUAUUUUUGUUCCAAUUAUUGUUUUUGCUCCUGUAAGUAUCGCAAAAAUAUGGCUCCACGAAGAAGAUACUCUUAACUAUGCUAAGAAAUUACUUCCAAAACCAUUCUUUACAAACUGGACAACUGCGUGUAAUGAGGUUGUUACUGCACUCUUGCAAUGCAUGGGAUAUGCCUGGGUUGCAAUGGCUCCAAGUAUAGUCAGAGGCAUUUUUUAUAUAGUUUACUCAUUAAUCCUUUAUUACACGAACAAAUUUGAUUCAAUUAGGAUGAUUUACACAUAUUGCCUUAAUGACACAACAAUUCUUAUUCUUGAUAUAAUUAUUGUCAUCAAACCACUAAUUCAACUCUAUUCAGAGACAACAUCGUUAGAUGAUUCUAAAUCAGAUAGUAAGAAAGAUGACUCAACAACACCUACAGAUAUGGAGGAUGAAGAUGAUAAGGAAAUGAUAUGUGAGUCGCUUUAG